UCUGAAGGGGCAGCCACCAGGCAGCAGAAGGGAGGGUCCCAGGACCCUUCGGAGGUGGGCUGAACGCUCCCGCCUUUCCUCCUCCUGGGUGUCGUGGAAGAUGGUGGUGUCAACUUCAGAGCAGCAGAGGGGAGGGGGUGGGGGUGGGGGUCUUGCCACCAACUGUCAUCCUGACUCUGAAUGGGAACCGUGGGGACCUACCUCCCCUGCCAGCCCCCACUGUCACCCCCGUACCGCCCAGGCAGGGCUGGCUGGCUGUGGCCCAAGGCUCACUCUACCGUCCUCCACAGGUGUCUCAGGGGACAGGCUGAGCAGGAGAACAGGAGCCCUGUGGGUCCUCGAACAGUGCUCUCAAGGACCCUGCAGAGGCGGCCUUGGUUAAAGCCAGGGAGGAAUCUCCCCGCUGAAGGUGCUCACAGCAUCUCCUUGUCCUUCCCCCAGGUGCCCUCGUUCAUGCCUUCCUGCGCAAACUCCUGUCUGCUGGCCCUGACCUUUGUCAUCAUGUGUCGAGGCCGUAAGAGAAAGCGCCGUGCCCGCAGGAAACGCCACCGGGCCCGGCGGGAGACUCAGAGUCUCAAGGGUGCCCAGGCCACUGAGGCGGCGGCGGCGGAGGCGGAGGCGGAGGCGGCGGCGGCGCCGGCGGCAGCAGCAGCAGUGGCGCCAGCAGCGGCGCCGGCAGAAGAGAUACAAGAGUCGCCCACCUCCCCAACUUCUGUUUCUUGGGGUACUCCCCCGAUCUCCCCUGCUGCUGGCACUCGCCAGGAGCCUCAGGGAACCCCGGCCACUAGCUCUCGUGAUGCAGGGGUUUCAUGCCCAGGAUCUGAAGAGGGUGCCCAGAGCCAAGAUGAGAAAAGUGAAAGUCCCUCGCAGGCAGCACCUUGCACUCACAGCAUAUGCAGAGAUCCUCUGAACAGGAAGGCCGGGACGUUGGUGCUGUUCCUGCUGGAGAAGUACAAGGCGAACGAGCCCAUCCCGCAGGCAGCACUGCUGAAGGCUGUCAAAAGCAAGUACGAGAAGCACUUCCCUGAGAUCCUCAGCAGAGCCUCUGAGAUCAUGGAGGUGGUCUUUGGCCUAGAGCUGAAGGAAGUCGACCCCAGCAGUCACUCCUAUGCCUUCAUCAGCAAGCUGGCCCUCCCCAGCGAGGGAAGUCCAAGUGAUGAGUCGGGGCUGCCCACGUCUGGUCUCCUGAUGAUUCUUCUGGGCCUCAUCUUCAAGAAGGGCAACCGUGCCACCGAGGAGGAGAUCUGGGAAUUCCUCAAUGAGUUGGGUUUGUAUGCUGGGAUAAGGCACUCCAUCUUUGGGGAGCCUACGAGGCUCAUCAGCAAAGAUUUCGUGCAGCAGAAGUACCUGACGUACCGCCAGGUGCCCAACAGGGAUCCUCCAUGCUAUGAGUUCCUGUGGGGCCCGAGAGCCCACGCUGAAACCAGCAAGAUGAAAGUGCUGGAGUUUGUGGCCAAGAUCAGUGAUACAGUCCCCAGUGCCUUCCCAGAUCUCUAUGAGGAGGCUCUGAAAGAUGAGGAAGAGAGAGCAGGAGUGAGAGCCGCGGCCAGGGCUGCAGCUGUUGCUGCGGGCAGACCCCUUCCAGGGCCAAGGCCCGCAGCUCCUCCCACAUGUAGCGGGGGAGGCCGCGGGCAGUUUGGUCACUUUGUUUUGGAAGAGAGCAGUCAGGCUCCUAAAUAGUGCAGAGUAGUAGUGGUGGAGGGAACAAAGUAUAGAUCUUAUUUAUCUUCCUGUUUUAAACUAGUAACUUCUAUAUAUUAUUGAUUGAUUUAUUUAGAUUUUUUCUAAUGUUUUUUUCUUGUAAUAGUGUGUUUUCUUAAGAAUAUGAAUUCGUGAAUGACAUUGCUUGCAUAUUUACUGCUGUUUAAAGAGUUCUAAAGUUACAGUUUUGGUAUAUGUAAAAGGAAUUCACGAACCAUCUAUAUUUUCUGUAUGAUCCAGAAGUAGAAAACAUGGCACUGCAAUAGAGAUUUUCAUGGAAAUGUGAAAGGCAACCACAGAAAAUAUUUAGAAACAAAAAAUGGAGAAAACAGAGAGUAAAAGCCAUUUAACUCGUGGUUUGCCUUACUUCGUUUAAACUUUCAUUUGGUAGAAAUAAAAGAUACUUUGACUGAUUUAGCUCAUUUGUGAGUAUUUGUUUCUUUUGCCCUAGUGCACUGCAUAUUCUCUGCUACCUACUGGAUUAA
Molecule: messenger RNA, 2186 nt
Organism: Orcinus orca (killer whale)
Lineage: Eukaryota; Metazoa; Chordata; Mammalia; Artiodactyla; Delphinidae
Product: melanoma-associated antigen B2-like
Exons: 1
Coding region: 181-1680 (499 amino acids)
Biological process (GO): negative regulation of transcription by RNA polymerase II
Cellular component (GO): nucleus
Source: RefSeq, a predicted model, not a curated record